GAGGCAGGAGGAAAAAGAAGAGUCAGAGAGAGAAGGAGAGUGAGAGCCGCCUGCAUUCAGGACGCUUUUGCACACGACGAAGCAGAAGGAACGGUCCUGAAAGCUUCAGAAAAUAAUUGCCCUACUUAAGGAACAGAGUAGCUGUCUUCUUGAUGCCAAGUUAUGUCAAGCCCGGAGCCUCCCUCUCUCUGUGUAGCUGUGACUCUCGGCAGGGCCAGCCAACGGCAUUCGUGAACCCUGAGCCUGGUGUCCCCGAGCUCCCCCCGGCGUCCCCGGGCCUGGAUGGUGGUGGCACCAGCAUCUGCUGAGACGUCCUCGUGGGGCAGUGACACAACUGACGCCGGCGACUCCGAGGGAAUCACCCAUCAGUUCAGGUGGCUCGGGACCCCCAAGCCGACCCACGCUUGAGCCGGCCGGCCUCUCAAGGCUUCUGGCAGGGGGCGAGGGCUGCCCAUGCCAGGGAGCCAGGUCGCGGGGCGAGCCGCGGGCCGGGGCUGAGGCGGCCGCCAUCCACGGGCCGCUAGAGCUGCCGCGUCCUCUGGCGAUGAGCGGGAAGGGCGGAGGCUGCCUGUGCGUGGAGCGGUUCUCCCUCUGCCUGCUGCUCGGCCUCUGCUGCUGGGGGUCCCCCGCUCUGGGCAAGCCCAAGGGCCCGGGGCACCCCCACAUGAACUCCAUCCGGUUGGACGGGGACCUGACCGUGGGCGGGCUGUUCCCUGUGCACGGGCGCGGCUCGGAGGGCAAGGCCUGCGGCGACCUCAAGAAGGAGAAGGGUGUCCACCGGUUGGAGGCCAUGCUCUUCGCUCUGGACCGCAUCAACAACGACCCCGACCUGCUGCCCAACAUCACCCUGGGCGCCCGCAUCCUGGACACCUGCUCGCGUGACACCCACGCCCUGGAGCAGUCGCUCACCUUCGUGCAGGCGCUCAUAGAGAAGGACGGCACGGAGGUGCGUUGCACCCACGGGGGCCCGCCCAUCAUCACCAAACCCGAGCGCGUGGUGGGUGUCAUCGGGGCCUCGGGCAGCUCCGUCUCCAUCAUGGUGGCCAACAUUUUGCGCCUCUUCAAGAUCCCCCAGAUCAGCUACGCAUCCACGGCGCCGGACUUGAGCGACAACAGCCGUUACGACUACUUCUCGCGGGUGGUGCCGUCGGACACGUACCAGGCCCAGGCCAUGGUGGAUAUCGUCAAAGCCCUCAAGUGGAACUACGUGUCCACGCUGGCCUCCGAGGGCAGUUAUGGGGAGAGCGGCGUGGAGGCCUUCAUCCAGAAAUCCCGGGAGGACGGCGGAGUGUGCAUCGCCCAGUCGGUGAAGAUCCCGCGGGAACCCAAGGCCGGAGAGUUCGACAAAGUCAUCCGGAGGCUCCUGGAGUACCCCCACGCCAGGGUGGUCAUCACCUUCGCCAACGAGGACGAUAUCAGGAGGGUGCUGGAGGCGGCCCGAAAGGCCAACCAGACGGGGCACUUCAUCUGGAUGGGCUCUGACAGCUGGGGCUCCAAGAUCUCUCCCGUGCUGCACCUGGAGGAGGUGGCCGAGGGCGCGGUCACCAUUCUGCCCAAGCGCAUGUCCGUGCGAGGUUUUGACCGCUACUUCACCAGCCGCACCCUGGACAACAACCGCCGCAACAUCUGGUUUGCCGAGUUCUGGGAGGACAAUUUCCACUGCAAGCUGAGCCGCCACGCGCUCAAGAAGGGAGGCCACAUCAAGAAGUGCACCAAUCGAGAGCGCAUUGGGCAGGACUCGUCCUACGAGCAGGAGGGGAAGGUGCAGUUUGUGAUCGAUGCUGUCUACGCCAUGGGGCACGCCCUGCAUUCCAUGCACAAGAACCUGUGCCCCGGCCAGGUGGGGCUAUGCCCCCGCAUGGACCCCGUGGACGGCGUGGAGCUGCUCAAGUACAUCCGCGGUGUCAACUUCUCAGGCAUCGCGGGGACCCCCGUGACCUUCAAUGAGAACGGGGACGCCCCCGGCCGCUACGACAUCUAUCAGUACCAGAUCCGGAACGCCACCCCCGAGUACAGGGCCGUCGGCACCUGGACCGACCAUCUCCACCUCAGGAUGGAGCGGUUGCACUGGCCCAGGGGCGGCCGGCAGCUGCCCAGCUCCAUCUGCAGCCUGCCCUGCAAGCCGGGCGAGCGGAAGAAGAUCGUGAAGGGCAUCCCCUGCUGCUGGCACUGCGAGCGCUGCGACGGGUACCAGUACCAGCAGGACAAGUUCACCUGCAAGAUGUGCCCGUUCGACAUGCGGCCCACGGAGAAUCACACGGCCUGCCGGCCCAUCCCCAUCGUCAAGCUGGAGUGGGGCUCGCCUUGGGCCGCGGUGCCCGUGGCCUUGGCCGUCGCGGGCAUCGCCGCCACCCUCUUCGUGGUGGCCACUUUCGUGCGCUACAACGACACGCCCAUCGUCAAGGCCUCGGGCCGCGAGCUCAGCUACGUGCUGCUGGCCGGCAUCUUCCUCUGCUACGCCACCACCUUCCUCAUGAUCGCCGAGCCCGGGCUGGGCACCUGCUCGCUGCGCCGGGUCUUCCUGGGGCUGGGCAUGAGCGUCAGCUACGCCGCCCUGCUCACCAAGACGAACCGCAUCUACCGCAUCUUCGAGCAGGGCAAGAGGUCGGUCAGCGCCCCGCGCUUCAUCAGCCCCGCCUCGCAGCUCGCCAUCGCCUUCAGCCUCAUCUCCCUGCAGCUGCUGGGCGUCUGCGUCUGGUUCGCGGUCGACCCCUCCCACUCCGUCGUCGACUUCGAGGACCAGCGGACUACGGACCCCCACCUGGCCCGGGGCGUGCUCAAGUGCGACAUCUCCGACCUGUCGCUCAUCUGUCUGCUGGGCUACAGCAUGCUGCUCAUGGUCACCUGCACCGUAUACGCCAUCAAGACCCGCGGCGUCCCCGAGACCUUUAACGAGGCCAAACCCAUCGGCUUCACCAUGUACACCACCUGCAUCGUCUGGCUCGCCUUCAUCCCCAUCUUCUUCGGCACGGCGCAGUCGGCCGAGAAGAUGUACAUCCAGACCACGACGCUGACCAUCUCGGUGAGCCUGAGCGCCUCGGUGUCGCUGGGCAUGCUCUACAUGCCCAAGGUCUACGUCAUCCUCUUCCACCCGGAGCAGAACGUGUCCAAGCGCACGCGCAGCCUCAAGGCCGUGGCGACGGCCGCUACCAUGUCCAACAAGUUCACGCAGAAGGGCGCUUUCCGGCCCAAUGGGGAGGCCAAAUCUGAGCUAAGCGAGAGCCUGGAAACACAAGCCCUGGCCACCAAACAGACCUAUGUCAGCUAUAGCAACCAUGCAAUUUAGCCCAAGCUGAUGGCGGCCUCCUAAAGGGCCCGUCUGGAGAAGGAGGAGGAAGAGGAGCAGCGGGAAGAGGAAGAACACAAGGAGGAGGAAGAGGAACACGAGGAGAAAGAGGUGGAGGAGGAGGAGGAGGCGGGCCUUCCCCAGAUGGGUGGGCAUCCCGAGCACUGCCCUGCUCGGGGGCAGGGCUGCCGUGAGGCGCUCGGGGGUGGAAGAUCAGAGCAGUGGCGGCAAACCCCCGCCCCCCCAGACCCGGUGAGCCGCGGCCACCCCUGCCAGGACCACCAGGAAGGGCGGCGAUGGAGAAUGGGGGUGGCCACUGCAGAGCCUCUCCGGCCUUGUCAUUGGGUAUCUUUGGUCAACUUUCCUUUCUUUUCCAAAAACCGUGUGGGGUUGUUUGUGAUUGUACAAAAAACUCUCGCUUCCUCUGUCUCUCUUUCUCUUUCUGUGUCUCCUCUGUUCUCCCUCUUUUUACUUCUUUCUCUCUUUG
This is a messenger RNA of Ornithorhynchus anatinus (platypus), 3773 nucleotides long. It is a transcript of the gene GRM4, whose product is annotated as glutamate metabotropic receptor 4. Gene Ontology annotation, biological process: G protein-coupled glutamate receptor signaling pathway; regulation of synaptic transmission, glutamatergic. Bases 545 to 3286 code for a protein of 913 amino acids. Lineage: Eukaryota; Metazoa; Chordata; Mammalia; Monotremata; Ornithorhynchidae. The transcript is spliced from 11 exons. Gene Ontology annotation, cellular component: membrane. Gene Ontology annotation, molecular function: adenylate cyclase inhibiting G protein-coupled glutamate receptor activity. The record is from RefSeq and is a predicted model, not a curated record.